Messenger RNA from Cynara cardunculus var. scolymus (artichoke), 1227 nucleotides. Its product is annotated as gibberellin 2-beta-dioxygenase 8. The transcript is spliced from 3 exons. Gene Ontology annotation, molecular function: dioxygenase activity. The record is from RefSeq and is a predicted model, not a curated record. Lineage: Eukaryota; Viridiplantae; Streptophyta; Magnoliopsida; Asterales; Asteraceae. The coding region runs from base 78 to 1133 and encodes 351 amino acids.
GACCAAACCAAACAUUCAUUCACCAAUUUCUUUCUCUCUUGUUCGUCUCCCCACAUAACCCUAAAACCCCAAAUUCAAUGCAACAGUCCCCAUCUCCAGAAUCAUACCCUCCAUGUUUUCGUCAAAAUCACCUCUCAAAUCAAAUCCACAGCAAUCACGUUGCAGAAAUCAAUCACGAUCGGGAAGAUCCACUUCCGGUGAUAGAUCUCGACCGUAUUGAUCUUCGGAAACUGAAUGAAGCUUGUACAGACUGGGGAAUAUUCCGGCUGAUCAACCAUGGAAUUCCGUCGAGUCUCCUAUCGGAACUCCAUGAACAUACUGUUAGGGUUUUUGAUCUCGGAUAUGAAUCGAAACGAAACCUGUUUUCAUCAAUCCCUACAUCUUCCAUAUCGUAUUUCUGGGGUACCCCUGCCCUAACUCCUGCUGGGGAUGCCCUCUAUAAGCCCAAUACUCAUCAUGAAAAGGAUGAUUCCAAGAACUAUAACUGGGUUGAAGGUUUGAAUGUUCCAUUGGGUCCAUCUUCACAGAUUCAACUUCAUCAACACCCCUUGCUUCAUGAUUUCAGGAUAUUAUUAGAAGAAUAUGGGGCCCACCAAGCAAGGGUAGCAAAGUCGGUAUUUGAUUCAAUGCUACGAAAUCUGAAAUUGGGUGAAGAAAAUGAAUGUUGCUUGUCACCUUCAACUGGGAUCUUGAGGGUGUAUAGAUAUCCAAGGUGCUAUUCUGACAACCCACCAAAAGUAUGGGGGUUGGAUGUGCACACUGAUAGUUCUUUGGUGACCAUUUUGAAUCAAGAUGAGGUUGGAGGGCUUCAAAUUAAUUCUGAGAAAGAUGAUGCUUGGAUAGAUGCCAAACCUAUUCCCAACACUCUACUGGUUCAUCUUGGUGAUAUGAUGCAGGCAAUAAGCGAUGACAAAUACAAGAGCGUGAAACACAGGGUGAAGGUGCAUAAAGACAAGGAGCGGAUUUCAAUUGGAUACUUUGUGUUCCCGGGGGAUGAUUAUGUGAUCCGAAGCUCCAUUUACGAACCUUUUACUUAUUCGGAUUUUAGGACCCAAGUCCAACAUGACAUCAAGGCCUUGGGAGCCAAGGUAGGACUUUCAAGGUUCAAACUCAACAAGGACAACGACUUCUAAUUUUAGAUCGUAGUUUGUUUUCGGUUGUCGUUUCUUGUAGUUUGGGGACAUAACAACAGCUUGGUGAAUGUGAAUGGCAAUGUUUCUUGAAGGG